This is a messenger RNA of Brassica rapa (field mustard), 3039 nucleotides long. RefSeq lists its product as uncharacterized. NCBI's taxonomy places the organism in Eukaryota, Viridiplantae, Streptophyta, Magnoliopsida, Brassicales, Brassicaceae. Gene Ontology annotation, biological process: N-acetylglucosamine metabolic process. Gene Ontology annotation, cellular component: membrane. Gene Ontology annotation, molecular function: beta-1,4-mannosylglycoprotein 4-beta-N-acetylglucosaminyltransferase activity. The record is from RefSeq and is a predicted model, not a curated record.
CAAAAAGCUCUGUUUCUUGGUUCUUUAAUUCCUUUUAGAUUGUAUUUUUCUUUACUUCCUUAACCUUAUAUUCUCUGGUAUAUUACCGUAGAUAUCAUCGUUAUAUCCAUUGGAGGAGCUACUUACGUCGGAGGGGGUCAACUGACCCCUAAAUUUUUUCUAUAUUUUUGGUUUAUAUGUUAGGUUUUGUAAGUAUAAAAUGAAAAAAAAUUGGGUAAUUUAGAUGCAACUAAACCAAUGUUUAAUGUUGAAAUCUUAAUUUAGCACAUCUUUUAAUAUUAUUAGAUAGAUAUAUUAAUAGACCUCGGUGAAUAGAACUUCUAACUCCGCCAACUUAUAUCAGACAGCCUUCCUAAGGGGCACCGCAUAUCGAACCAAAAGGAACAAUGUGAUCCACUUUGAAUUUCCACUCUUGUAAAAGAUUUAGUAGAGUCCUAUUCAAAAGCUUACUCCACAUCCAUGAACCAAAUGUACUGUUUUCAUCGACAUUAAUGACCUUUUACUGAUCAAGUAUCUUUUAGUCCAUCAUACCCAUAAAGUGGACUCCGAUAUGAUCCUCCAGAUAAUUUUCAGAAUUACAAACUUUUUUUUGAGCCAACAAAUUUUCAGACAACAAACUUUGUUCACUUCAGUUUUUGUGUUAUAUUAGGCGUGCUUUGGUUGCAUCGCUUCCUAGGAGUACAAGUUUGAUAUGAACACUUGCAUGUUAUGUCACCAAUAUUCAAAAGUGGUGUUUGUGUCGGAAGCUAAAGACUUGGUGGAAAAAUUAAAAGGCCCAGGGCGUGGCCGGUCGUGUCCUUUUUUUUUUAAGAUAGAAGGGUUCGUCUGAUUGCUAAAAACGUCAUAUGAGGAUAGGAAUCAAUCUUGUGUUGCAGCUAAUCAUCCUCAAUGACUUGUAGUUUGUAGGCUUGUGUUUUUUUAUGCUUCUUUUAGUUGGGCUGCUUUUUGGUUGGUUAUAGCCAGAGGUUGAUGUUAAGUGAUUGUAUGUCUGCUAGCUAUGUGGGCUUGUAACCUUUUUGAAACUUUAUUCUUCAAUAUAAACCCAUGUGACAAAUUUUGUUAUAUAAAGAAAUUGUUGACAGUACUUUCAUAUAGAUGCAGUUCUAAGUUCAAGUUUAAUAGAAUCAUUUGUACUAUUACAGUGGAAGCCACGUGUUUGUGGACGAGAAAGAGUAAUAAACUACACAAGUGAUUCCGUUGGCUUUUUCAACCAAAAAGACAAAGACAAAAGCUGUAAGUGGGUGGGACUGAGUCAAGCCGCAACGCGUGGAGAUAGAUGAUAAUACUCAAAAACACAAACCGAACGUUGAUACUUUCUUUCAUUGACUAAGCUGCCCUUAGCCGCACUUCUCGAGGCUAAAAGGCAAAGGCAUCAUCACCCGAAACUCAGAAAGCAUCUCAAUCUAUUAUUAUUUUUCCAUUGUAGAGCUCCGAGAAACAGACACGACAUAUAAUCACAGCAAAAAGCUCUGUUUCUUGGUUCCUUAAUUCUUUAAUUCUUUUUUAGUUUGUAUUCUUUCUUUACUUCUUUUACUUUAUAUUCUUCACUGGUAGAUUAUCUACCGUAGAUAUCUAUCAUCGAGCUGUGCUGUUUAUUUUUGUAUCAUCUCUUGUCGAAUUUAUUUAUAUCUCUUUCAACUCCGGAGAUCAAGUUCUUGAUCGGUGUUAAAAGGAAGUCCAAGAAGAUGUGGUGGAUGAUGGGUGAAAACGGUGGUCACUAUUGUUCUAAAAAGUCCGAUGAUCUAUGCGGCACACAGGAAUCAGAUCGAGGCUUUGGCAUCACCAGACUAUGUUGCAUGUUGCGUGGUAUAGACUUAAAGUCAAUCAUAUUCCUCUUAGUAAUCUUCCCCAUGUGUGUUAUUGGUGUAUACAUUCACGGCCUCAAGAUCUCAUACUUCUUGAGACCAUUAUGGGAAUCACCACCAAAACCAUUCCACGACAUUCCUCACUACCACCACGAGAACGCUUCCAUGGAAUCUCUCUGUAAGCUCCACGGCUGGGGCGUCCGUGAAUACCCUCGCCGUGUCUACGACGCCGUCCUCUUCAGCACCGAAGUGGAGCUUCUCACCAUACGGUGGCAAGAACUCUACCCUUACGUUACUCAGUUCGUUCUCCUCGAGUCGAACUCCACCUUCACCGGGCUACCGAAACCGCUCGUUUUCGCCAGCCACAGGGCUGAUGAUGAGUUCAAGUUCGUUGAGCCGCGGUUGACGUACGGGUCGGUAGGAGGAAGGUUCAAGAAAGGAGAGAAGAAUCCUUUCUACGAAGAGGCUUACCAAAGAGUAGCGUUGGAUCAGCUUCUAAGACUCGCGGGCAUUACAGAUGAUGACUUGUUGAUUAUGUCUGAUGUUGAUGAGAUCCCGAGCAGACACACGAUAAACCUUCUCAGCUGGUGCGAUGACAUACCGGAGAUCCUCCACUUAAGACUGAAGAACUAUCUCUACUCUUUUGAGUUCCCGGUCGACGACAAGAGCUGGAGAGCGUCGGUUCAUAGAUACAAGACUGGUAAAACAAAGUACGCGCAUUACAGGCAGUCAGAUGAGAUCUUGGCGGAUUCAGGGUGGCAUUGUAGCUUCUGUUUCAGACGGAUUAGUGAGUUUGUGUUCAAAAUGAAAGCUUAUAGUCACUAUGAUAGAGUGAGGUUUGGACAUUAUUUGAACCCUAAAAGAGUUCAGAGAGUUAUAUGCAAUGGAGAUGAUCUGUUCGACAUGAUACCUGAGGAGUACACGUUUAAAGACAUCAUCGGUAAGAUGGGUCCGAUUCCACAUUCUUAUUCGGCGGUUCAUCUUCCUGCGUACCUCCUGGAGAAUGCGGAGAGGUACAAGUUUCUUCUUCCGGGGAAUUGCUUGAGAGACAAGGAAUGAAUGGUUCUUGAAACUAAUAUAUUGAUAUGACACUGCUUACUAAUUCAUGAUUAUUAAUAUUCUUUGUGUGAAUUAUUUUUUUAGAAUGGCGAUUUUUAUUGGUGCUUUUGGUGUACAUAAACAACUGAUCUAUGAGAAUAUAUUUUUUUUUAAUUUAUAAGAAUAAUUUCUUCUU